This is a messenger RNA of Anguilla rostrata (American eel), 1763 nucleotides long. RefSeq names its product zonadhesin-like. Gene Ontology annotation, molecular function: double-stranded telomeric DNA binding; G-rich strand telomeric DNA binding; telomerase activity. NCBI's taxonomy places the organism in Eukaryota, Metazoa, Chordata, Actinopteri, Anguilliformes, Anguillidae. The record is from RefSeq and is a predicted model, not a curated record. The coding region runs from base 1 to 1383 and encodes 460 amino acids. Gene Ontology annotation, biological process: telomeric loop formation; negative regulation of telomere maintenance via recombination; telomeric D-loop disassembly. The transcript is spliced from 7 exons. Gene Ontology annotation, cellular component: nucleus; shelterin complex; chromosome, telomeric region.
AUGGGGGUGAUGCUGAAUCGCUGGCUUAGGGCUGCAGCCAGGAACACCAAUGGCGUGCUCGUCAGCCACGGCAGGGCUGCCGCGGCCCGGAAGGGACAGCCAGGGCUUUCCGAGGAGGCGGGGCACCAGCACCGAAAUACCAGCCACUGCCCCAGCCCAACCGCUACAGCCCCAAAACCACCACUGCCCCAGCAACCCACUAUCCAGCCCAAAACCACCACUGCCCAGCCCAACCCACUAUCCAGCCCCAAAAACCACACACUGCCCAGCCCAACCCACUAUCCAGCCCCAAAAACCACACACUGCCCCAGCCAACCCACUAUCCAGCCCCAAAUACCGCACACUGCCCCAGCCCAACCCACUAUCCAGCCCCAAAAACCACACACUGCCCCAGCCCAACCCACUAUCCAGCCCCAAAAACCACACACUGCCCCAGCCCAACCCACUAUCCAGCCCCAAAAACCACACACUGCCCCAGGCCAACCCACUAUCCAGCCCCAAAAACCACACACUGCCCCAGGCCAACCCACUAUCCAGCCCCAAAAACCACACACUGCCCCAGGCCAACCCACUAUCCAGCCCCAAAAACCACACACUGCUCCAGCCCAACCCACGAUCCAGCCCCAAAAACCACACACUGCCCCAGUCCUACCCACUAUCCAGCCCCAAAAACCACACACUGCCCCAGCCCUACCCACUAUCCAGCCCCAAAAACCACACACUGCCCCAGCCCAACCCACUAUCCAGCCCCAAAAACCACACACUGCCCCAGGCGAGUCCGUGGCCCGGCCCCAGACACCCCCACCUGAACCCGCCGCCCAGCCCGAAAAAGCACGGGACGCCCUGGAGAAGGACCCGAGCAGCGAGGAGUCCCCGUUCAGCGCCCCGCCGUCCCCGGUGCUGCCCUGCAGGAGGCCGCGCGACCGCCGCGCCAGGCGCUUCAGUGACAGCGACAUGUCGCUCACCCCUGAGGACGCCGCCCCGGGGACCUCCGCCCCGGGGACCUCCGCCCCGGGGACCACCGCCGCCCCGGGGACCACCGCCGCCCCGGGGACCUCCGCCCCGGGGACCGCCGCCUCGGGGACCGCCGCCCCGGGGACCGCCGCCCCCAGCAGGACGCCGAGAAAGCACAGGAUGCUGGACUCCGCCACAGAAACGAAGGUGGACUGGAGCGACGAGGAGGCCCUGUUCUCUGGCUUUAAAAGGACUAGAAGGAGCGUGAGAAAGAAGGCCUGGACGGAAGAGGAGAGCGAGUGGGUGCGGCAAGGAGUGGCAAAGUACGGCGAAGGAAGCUGGGCCAAAAUCAGGGACCGGUUCCCCUUCAAGGGCCGGACGUCGGUCAACAUCAAAGACCGAUGGCGGACCAUGAUGAAGCUGAAGUAGGGGUGAGGGCCGGAGAGCCCGCGUUGCUCCCGGCGUUCAGGGCCAGAGCAAACGCAAUUUCAACUGUUCAAUAUUUGAAUGCCAAGUUUUUUGCACGGUUUACUUUUUUUUUUAUUGAACCCGAGUUAUGGUUAGUUAACUUUUUCUUUUAUUGAACCUGAGUCCUGAGUUGGUUAGUUUUCUAAGGAUCCUUUUCUAUAAGUUUCCCAAAUGCCUUUUGUUGUUUUUUUCCAAAAAAAAAAAAAAACUCCAGAGGAAGGAGCAAGAGACAUUAUAUCAGUUUAACAAAAAAUGAAUGAAGUACCAUUUGUACCAAGUGGAAAUAGUGUUCAUACCAAUGUUGGCAUUCUGUGUUUUAAAUAAAUUGUUCUUCAGCAAGA